Messenger RNA from Ipomoea nil (Japanese morning glory), 734 nucleotides. RefSeq names its product dirigent protein 22-like. Lineage: Eukaryota; Viridiplantae; Streptophyta; Magnoliopsida; Solanales; Convolvulaceae. The transcript has a single exon. The coding region runs from base 27 to 611 and encodes 194 amino acids. The record is from RefSeq and is a predicted model, not a curated record.
GAAGCUAGAGAGGAUCGGAGUUAGAAAUGGCAGAACGAAGCGCAAUUAUAUUGCUUUUGUUGAACACUGUGAUAGCCAUGGCGGCGAUAGGAGUUGCCACGGUGCCUCAUCAAGGCCCUAAGGAGGUGGACGAGUGGUUCCAACGCCUACCCCAUGCACGCCAAAAGCUUACAAAACUCCAUUUUUUCUUCCACGACACCCUCACCGGCAAGAACCCCACCGCACUCCAAAUCGCCGGCGCCAACACCACCGCCGACUCGCCCACUCGCUUCGGCUUCCUCGCCAUGGCCGACGACCCCCUGACGGCCGGACCCGACCCAGGCUCUCAGAUCGUCGGCCGAGCUCAGGGAAUGUACGGCUCCGCCUCGUUCAGCGAGAUCGGGUUUCUCAUGACGUUCAACUUUGUGUUUACGGCCGGGAAGUAUAACGGCAGCACCCUGAGCCUCCUCGGCCGUAACCCCAUCCUCCAUCGGUACCGUGAAAUGUCCAUCGUCGGUGGCUCCGGCGUUUUCCGGUUGGCGCAGGGCGUCGCCACCGCCAAGACUUACUGGGCGAAUUUCACGGCCCGUAACGCGAUCGUGGAGUACCAUGUUGUCGUGUUGCAUUAUUGACAAGUACGUGGUCGUGGUCCGAUGGCAAUGUCAACUUUACUUUUAUAUUGUUACUUGUUUCAUCAUGAAUAAUUUGUGUAAUAUGUUUUCAAAAAUAAAUAAAUUGUGUAAUAUAAUUCUAAA